This is a messenger RNA of Purpureocillium lilacinum, 195 nucleotides long. NCBI's taxonomy places the organism in Eukaryota, Fungi, Ascomycota, Sordariomycetes, Hypocreales, Ophiocordycipitaceae. The record is from RefSeq and is a predicted model, not a curated record.
AUGCGCCAGAUGCAGACGGGAGACGCAGAUGCAGCCGCCGGGGCUGAGCUGGAACCGGCCGGCGCUGCACUCUGUGGGACAGUAACCGUGAAUCCAGGUCGACCGUCCGACGGACGAGCACGAUUGUACAACAGCAGAGCCCCUUUCAAACCGUCGCACGGCACCAGAUUUGAUCAUGAAACACCGUCGUCAUAG